CUGCUCUCAGUUGCUCAGACCGUCUGUCUCUGCUCUCAGAAAAACGCUGUGAAGUUUUUGUCAGUGACAAGAGUAAACUCAUGAAAGAAACCGGAUGACGGAUAGAUUUAAAGCUGGACUCGUGCGGCUGUUUACUUUUUCACUGUAAUUGGUUUUUUUUUAUUAUUGUUAUUAUUUAGAGAUUUUUAAAACUGGUGGUUUGUAACGUAUACCCGGGAUUGCAUCUCGAAGUUCCCAAGAUGAACUUCGAUCCGGUGGUCGGGAAACUUUCUGUGUUGGCGGCGACGCUUCUCCUCGGUCUGGUUUGUCACGCAGCAGAACUUCCGGCGCCACAGCGGUCCAGCAAUGAAUACAGAAACCUCACCCUGCCGCACAGAACCUGCGUGGAGAACGAACAGUACCUAAACCAGGGACUCUGCUGCCUUAAUUGCCAGGCUGGAACCUUUGUGCACAAGGCCUGUGAAAGAGACCAAGAACCGGGGACUUGUCUUCCAUGCGACGGCCAGACCUUCACAGAGCACUCCAACGGGAUGUACCGCUGUUUGCCUUGUACCCACUGCCGGCCAGAUGAGAUUGAAACUGCAUCCUGCACCAGAACUACAGACACCAAGUGCCAGUGCAGACAGGGAACCUUCUGUGUCCCUGAUCAGGCCUGUGAAGUCUGCAAACGAUGUGCCAAAUGUAAAGCAGGGGAGGAGGAAGUGAAGAAGUGCACUCCCUUUUCUAACACGGUGUGUCGAAAACGGGUUCCAUCUCCCACCGAAAUCUCUCCGGCCCUUUCAACGCCGACCCCGACUUCUCCAGCAGACAUAGCUAUUCCUAUUUCCAUCGUCCUGGCCAUCUUCCUCAUCAUCAUCCUUAUUGGACUGGCUGUGUGGUGGUUCAUAAUCAAGCAGCACUCAUGUGAAAUACCAUGUACAAAGAGCCACUGUGAUUCCAGUGAAAUAGUGAAGAUUCCUAUUGACGAGACUAUACCCACAGCAGAGGAGAGACAGAAUAAUCAGAACGCAGGCCUGGAGGGGGAGGAGACCCGUCCAGAGUCACGGCCUCUGCUGCAGGAGACCCAGCCCGGGAUGACCAAGGCUUCCCCUCCCUUAGAGGAUGAGGAUCGGGGACUAGGCGACAGUUUACCCAACACCACUAGUUCGUCUCAAACUAGCCUGUCAGCCCUGCCCACAGCAGCUUCCUCUGGUAACACCCCGCACCAGAGCCCCACCGCCUUCAGACUGCCGCCCGCAGCCACGGAUGAUCCUCUGCAACAUCGAUUGCUGCCGCUACAAGGGUCAGAAAAAUCCCUAAAGAAGAGCUUUGACUUGUUCGACGAGUACCUGGACGUACGGAUCCACAACAAGUUCUUCAGAAUGAUUGGAGUCAGUGACAACCACAUUCGUAUUGCGGAGAACGGCGCCCCCGGUGACAAAGUAUAUGAACUGCUGAAGAACUGGAUGCAGAGGCAGGGACUAAAAGCCGACAUCAACGACCUGUUAGAGGCUUUGCUAAGCAUGGACCAGCGACGCUCAGCAGAGAACAUCGCCUCUGCAGCCCUCCGGAGAGGCUACUAUAAACACGCAGACACACCCUGAAAGCUGAAGUACCCAGGGAGGCUGCAAAUGAAGUAAACACAAAGUACUUAAAACAAGAAAAACUAAAAGCACAUAGACGCUGUCGGUGGACGUUGUGUCUCACAAACAGGCUUACCUCUCUGUGGCUGACCGGCCGCAUAUUCAAAAGCCAGUAGUUUUAAAAAGAAAAACACAAAAAGGGGAAGGCCGAGCCGUAUUGAUCAGCGCUCUGAGGAUGUUGACUACAUGCCAAAUGCUGAGGUGUAAUAAUGAAAAUGAAGAGAGAGAGAGAGAGAAAAAAAAAAAAAAAGUUUUGUGGUCAAAUCUUAACAGCUUUACCACCAAAGAUGACCAACUUAAAGAGAAGAAUAACAUGAAGGUGUCAACUUCCACAGGCAGAAACGGCUGCAUGUUUUAGGCUCUAGAGAAGCAACAUGCAGCCAAUUACUGAAAGCUUAGAAGUCUCUGGGUGUGUGUCACUCAUCUGGUCGUCUACCCAGAUUAUCAUAUACUACCUUGAGACGAGGAUAUACACUGGUUUGUAGGAGUGGCAUUAGCUAUGUCACUUAUACUGUGCCUCUUUGAUGCACUGACCUCUGGCACAUGUAGGAUUUAAAACUACAGUCAUGCUAUAUUUGUUGUUUCGUAGAUUUAGACUCCUCUGAAACCAUUUGUAACAGUAUAUGAACACUUUCCUGUCAAAAUGAUAGGAAAAUAUUGUCCAUUUUUGUUAUGACAGGGAUUAACACGCAGCCUUACUAAUCAUAAACUUUACCUCUUUAAUGCAAUUUGAUAAUUUGCUAGGUAUGAAUCUUUUUCAUGAUGUCAUUAUGGUCAUAGAGCAUAGUGGUCCAGAUAUGUUAUAGAUUUUGUACAAUCAAGUCACAUUGGAGACAUUUUUUUUCAGUCAUCCAGUCGCUUUUUUUUUUUUUUUCUAUGUUCAGUGUUACUACUCACAAAAAUACAUUGUAGAAGGAAUUUCACAAGCUGUUUCUGUUAAUAGUUGAGUUUCCAUAGUGUUUCCAUGUAACUUGGAGAGCUUCAAAGGUCAUUUUAUUUAUUGACAUAUUUAUUAUAAUGAAUAAUAAUUAUCUUUCAUUAUUUAUAUAAUUGCCAAAAACAAAGAUAUGACCCUGGAUAAAAAAACAUGAUACACACUGUAUUUGUGUUGUUAUCACGUUUAGCUACAGGGAAAAAAUGACUGACAUCAGAUUUUUUUUUUUUUUUUUUUUUUUUGUUAAAGUGUGGUUGAAAUGGUUAAACUCUGUUCCUGCUCGCCGCACCGUGUUCAGUGUAGCACUGCGGUCCACACUGUCGAUCUGCGCCAUUUCUGAGUUUCCGCUGAAAAAAAAAAAACCAUCCAUCAGCGUAGAAACUUUCAUGCUACUAAAAUGCAGAACGUGUCGUUUUUUUCAAAUUGGAGUUGAGAUGACGCCUCGGACAUCUUUUUUUUUUUUAGAAAAUGAGGACUGACCUGUUGAGUCCAACCCGUUUAGUUAACCGCCUGACCGGAUAGUCCUAUACAUGGCAGCGGUGACGAGGGAUGCAGGUACGGAUUGUUUUGUCUCGGUUAGACAAGAUGAAGGAAACCUUUUCUGGAUUUUAAAAAAAAAAAAAGAAAAAGAAAGAAAAAGAGCUCAAUUUUAUUUCCCCCAUUACUGUCUUUUUUGUACAUACAUUUCCAAAAAAAAGAAGCAUAAAAGCCUCACAAAGUGUAUAUGUAUGCAGUUAUAUUAACAAAAUGAAUAUAGUGAGGUAUGAAGUUACAACAGAAACACAGAUCAGAGUGGUUGCUGAUGAUGUGCCAUUUUUAAACUAGAUUUUUGCCCAUUUUUCUGCAGUCUCUUCAUGUAUAAAGAAAAAAAAGAGUUAUAUAUUAUUGCUGAAGAGUGAUGCUACAGUGCUGGCACUGCCAUCUAUUGACAGACAAUGAAAAUACAGCCUGCAUCAAUUUCUAGGGACCCUUUCUCUCACUUAACAUUCUCCUUUUUAACUUUUUUAACACACCCAUUUCUCAACUUAUAGCCUGUUUCUUUUAAAAAAUCGCUCUUGCCCGUUCCUGAAGUAGCAUAGCAGUGAAUAGGCUUCAGUGCAUGUUUUGUUUACUCUGUGGCAGUUCAUGUGAGUGUAUGUCCUUUUUUAAAAAAAAAAAAAAACAAAAUAUAUAAUUUCUGUGUUUUUAUCUUUUUACAUAUUUCAUAGCAAGUCCUGAACUGUUCAUUUAAGUUCUUGAUCUUGUGUAAAAAAAACUGUCUGUUCAGUGCCGUUAAGCCAUUUCCCCCUUAGUUAUUGUUUGCUUGUCAUGGAUUUCAGAUAUAAAUUAUGCAAAUACAUCAAAGCUGUUUUUAUGUCAAUUUCAAAUAAAUGUUUUGUACAGAUA
Molecule: messenger RNA, 3942 nt
Organism: Thunnus maccoyii (southern bluefin tuna)
Lineage: Eukaryota; Metazoa; Chordata; Actinopteri; Scombriformes; Scombridae
Gene: tnfrsfa
Product: tumor necrosis factor receptor superfamily, member a
Exons: 10
Coding region: 240-1583 (447 amino acids)
Biological process (GO): positive regulation of apoptotic process; TRAIL-activated apoptotic signaling pathway
Cellular component (GO): cell surface; plasma membrane
Molecular function (GO): protein binding
Source: RefSeq, a predicted model, not a curated record